Carassius auratus (goldfish) is the source of this 3119-nucleotide messenger RNA. RefSeq names its product proline-rich transmembrane protein 4-like. The coding region runs from base 45 to 2567 and encodes 840 amino acids. The record is from RefSeq and is a predicted model, not a curated record. The transcript is spliced from 2 exons. NCBI's taxonomy places the organism in Eukaryota, Metazoa, Chordata, Actinopteri, Cypriniformes, Cyprinidae.
AAUGUGAGUCAAAAGGAGACAGCUUGGUGACACUGAGUGUCAGCAUGACCCUUCACACUAAAGCUCUACUGCUGGUCUUCAGUUUCUCACUGUGUGGUAGUCUGUCUGCUGCAUCUUUAAAUAGAAAUGAAAGAGCCCACUUUUGGGCUAGCACAGACACUGAGCCAACACAAUGGACGUCCCAAUCAACAAAAAUGGACAUGACUACUCCAACCGAUGUAUUAUAUUCAGAGGAGACUGGGCAAGACAUUGAGGUGGACCUUUCAGUUGAUCUAAACCCCUAUGCUGCAAUGAAUGAUCAUGGUUUGUCAAGACUUCUAGCCUCAAGAACACAGUGGAUCAAAACUUUGACUUCCACUAACACUGAACCUCUUUUAGACAUCCAGAAUGAUGAAGAGGCAUCUGAUUGGCCAACUUUUAUUAUGCAAGUCAAUAUGGAACAAUCUUUUAAAUCAUCUUCAUUGGCAACACUACAGCCUUUUCCUUCUCAGGCCUGGGGUGCUGAGUCCAAGAAACCUGUUGCUUGGAAUACAGAGACAUACACACCUCAGACUCCUGCCGAAACCAGAUUUAGCACCUACCAGAGACUGUGGAAGUCCUCCGGUGCUACCCAGACACCAUCUGAGGAAACAAAGGAUUUGACAGAUGCUCCUACAGCAUCUUCAAGUGAUGACAGACGCAAAUCUUCCACGCUUCAUGACUGCAGCCUGGUUGGCACUGGGAUCUGUCAGUCACCUGACUCCUCAAGGAAUCACGUUUCAACUAACAACACCCUGUCCACUCCACCUCCUAUGUAUGAAACCACACCCCCUGGUGUAAUAACCCCACCCCCUGAAGCCCAGACCCCGCCUCUAUUGGUCCCUUUGCUGGCUGAUUGGAAUGCUGCUAUGGCAUCAUGGGGCCUUGCAUGGGAGUUGCAGGUAUACGGGCUCAGCUGUGUGUUCUCGCUCGUGGCUGUGCUGUCUGUGCUCAGCCUGAUGUGUUUGCCAUUGCGUUGGCCCUCUGGCUGUGCCCACUUCAGCCUCCUCCACCUUCUCCAACUACUAACAGGUUCCAGCAGAGCUCUGUGGCUCCUCUAUGAUCCAUAUGGCCAAAAAGAGCGCCUACCUGUAGUCUGGGCACGACUGCUGCACGAAGCUGCCUAUCCCUGUAUUACUGCGUCAUUUGGCCUUCUGCUUCUACUGCUAACUGCUCGCUCUUGUUCCCAUCUACUUUCCCAGAAUACCCUGCAGCGCAGCACCUGCGUGUUGGCCGCCUUAGUGCUGCUGCACAUAGCCAUAGUGAUGGCUUCCAUGGCAAUACUGCAACUCUUUCCCACCCUGAAAAUUGUGCCUCUAUUGCCGCCUGCAGCCUUUGUGUUGUUGUCCUCUCUCUUCUCAUUCACGUACCUGCUUCUUUACUGCUGUGGCCGUGCCGAUGUCAAGCACAUUUACCGACUAAAAGAGAGCUGUCCUGAGCGGCCAUCAUGCCAUGCUAGCAGGUGUCCAUUCACAGAGGCACAGAUGUGGGAAAGGGCAGCCAGGACAGGGGUAUUCUCUGCCCUGUUUCUGCUAGCAUGUGGCAGUCUACGACUUUACGCCAUGCUCCAUGCAGGAGGGCUAACCGGUGGAGUCAUGGUUGGCCUGAAGCCCUGGCCCUGGUGGGGCUUUCAGCUCAGCUGCCGAGUGUGUGAAACAGGAGUAUGUCUCACACUCGCUCUUGUAAUCACUCACCCCCUUCUCUGUUGCGGAGUGCCCCUUUCCAAACCAGGAGGCUGCAGCUGGCUCUUCAAAAAGACACCCACAGAAGGCGCCACGUUGGCCAAACCCACCAUCCUCUCGAGUCGGUGUGGCUGGUCACUACGGCCCGCCGAGAAGCUGGGGUUGGGUGAGGGAAUAGUACGACGGGAAAGUGAAAGCGUGCCGCUCUACACCUUGGUGGAACUUCUGAACAGCGAAUCAGAUGGUUUGGACCUCCACUAUCCAGCCAGCCCUCAGCAUGAGUCUUGCACACAGCUCUCCCAAACCACAAAGAGGAAAGCAUCCCAUGCGUCCUCCUUUGCAAGCUCCGACGCCGACUCCACGGCAGAUCUGCAGCCCCCUUCAACAAUCGAUCUGCAACGAAGCAUUGACGAGGCCUUGAACAGUGAGGCUCUGUUACAGCAUAGCCAGUUCGGCUCUUCCAGGCUCUCUCUCAGCACACGCGGACCCCCGGACGGACAAUCCUGUUGGAGAAACUCCACCGAACCCAGCAUAUACCGCACUGCCUCCUGUGGUGAUGUGGACCCUGCUACAGUCCCCAGCCGACCUAGGCAAUGGAGCACUGUAUGUGGGAGACCUGCUCACGCCUCGGUCAAUUGUAGUGGGUUUAACUCAACACAACUGUCCCAGAGCAACCUACAUAGGGGCUCUCAAUCUGUGCAGCAACCCCACAGACGGUACAUGGCCUUGGGCCCUACGUCCACCAGAGAGAGCGUGGAUGUGGAGAAAACUUCUCAUGUUGAUGAGCAUGCCGUUCAGGAUGAAUUCAUCAACGACUGCAGGCAAAUAGAUGCAAUCAGCAUCAGCAGUGCUACGAUCAACCUAUAGGGAGACAUAUCUUUAUUCAACCACAUUUACAGUUAUUCAUUUAGCAGAUGCUACAGAUUGUGCAAUAUAGAGGAUGUGCUGUGCUUACCUGCAGAAUUAACAUUUUCCAGUUUAACGCUUAACGCAGGGUUGUCAAGGUGUGUUCUUGGGAGGUCCACCUUCCAACAUAAUUUAGCUCCAACUUCCCUGCUUGUUUCAGGUGCGUUUAAUUUUGGCUAUAAACUCCUCUGCUGGACGAGAAGACACCCCUGAUUUAACCAACAAACUUUAAGUAAUUUCAACCCUAUUUACAGAACUCUUCUUGAUAUAAACAUAGAGAGGAAUUUGCUGUUCAUGCACUCUGCUUGAAUGGAAAGUAUUUUUUUAUUUUGGAAGCAGACAUGACAUGGACAAAACGGCAACCUACAACGUUUAAGUGAGUAUAACUUUUCUCAAGAUCACAGUUCUCUUUCAACAGUUAGAAAUUCUCUGAAAUCCACUUCUUAUAUUCGACGAAUAUUGUUGAAAAUGCUUGGUUUGAUCAAAAGACUUAAAAAAAAAUUAUUUAAUGAA